AUGGUCAACUCGACGAAAUUGCGACAUUUGAAUUUCAGGAUAUUUCCACGUUUAGAGCUUUGGCACGUAACAGUUGGUAUUUCUGACGAGAUGCCGGUCAUAGGAAUCAAGAAGUCAGUCAUCGAUCGAUAUAUGGGCAGAAUAUAUACCCAAAAGGAGUUCGAGAAUUUGUUGUUUGAUUAUGGCUUAGAACUCGAUGAAGUGACAAGCGAAAAAGCUGCAGCGCAGAAAGAAAAAGGAUUGACAAUGGACGAGAAAGAUGUAAAUAAAUUAUGCGACGAGGAAAUAUAUAAAAUAGAGUUGCCAGCAAAUCGUUAUGAUUUGCUCUGUAUUGAAGGUCUUUCGCGUGCUUUACGGAUAUUCAGAAAUGAGAUGAAGCCACCAACUUAUCAACAGUGUAGACGGUCUCACUUUCGACAUCAGAUAAUAAUUAAACCUGAAGUUCUGUCAAUACGGCCAUUUGUCGUAGGAGCUGUUUUGGUCGGUGUCAAAUUAGAUGCUGAUUCUUACGCUUCACUGAUUGAUCUGCAAGAUAAAUUGCAUCAAAAUAUAUGUAGAAAAAGAACGUUAGUAGCUAUUGGUACUCAUGACUUGGAUACAGUGCAAGGUCCUUUUUAUUACGGAGCAGAGAAACCAGCUAACUUAAGAUUCAAACCAUUGAAUCAAACAACGGAGUAUACAGCAGAGGAGAUGAUGAGGGAUAGCCAUUUGAAACAAUAUCUUCCGAUUAUUAUCGAUAAGGAGCGAUAUCCGGUAAUUAGAGACAAAAAUGGAAUUGUAUUAUCUAUGCCACCUAUUAUCAACGGAGAACACUCGAAAAUUCAACUUAGUACCCGCAAUGUAUUAAUCGAAGUAACUGCCACACAUCUGGAAAAAGCUAAAAUAGUGCUUAAUACAAUUGUAUCAAUGUUCAGCCAAUAUGCAUCAAAUGGAGCCGAAAAUGAUACUUCGUUCCUUGUUGAACCAGUGGAAGUUAUUGCGGUCGAUGGUACGAAAUGUGAAUACCCGGCGCAAUGGGAUAUAAUUGUGAAUCACUAUGAGAAUGGUUUGCACGGGGUAGUAUUAGAUGUUGUUGUUCUACUGCAAGAAGGCUUCGAUCUUAAUGAUAGGUCGAUGAUAGUAAGCGUUGAUAGCAUCAACAGAAGAAUUGGACUGAACUUGAAAGCGGAGGAAAUGUGCUCCCUCCUCAACAGAAUGUCACUUGAAACGAGAGUACAUUCGAAAGAGAAAAAUCCAGAUCUUCUAGAAGUCCGAGUACCUAUAACGAGAGCUGAUGUAUUGCAUGAAUGUGACGUGGCAGAAGAUGUUGCUAUUGCAUAUGGUUUUAACCGGAUUGAACAACAAUUUCCAGAAACUUAUACUACUGGAGAACCGUUUCCGUUGAAUAAGUUAACUGACUUGCUGCGGCAUGACAUUGCUGCUGCCGGUUGGACUGAAACAUUGAACUUUGCCUUGUGUAGCCGUGAUGACAUAUCAGUGAAGUUAAGAAAACUGGAUAAUCUUGAGCAUGCCGUUAAAAUAUCGAAUCCAAAAACGUCUGAAUUUCAGGUAGCCAGAACAUCAUUACUUCCUGGUUUGUUAAAAACACUUGCCUCUAAUAAGGAUAUGCCACUGCCUCUUCGAUUGUUUGAGAUUCAAGACGUGGUUUUGAAAGACUUAUCUACAGAUAUAGGCGCAAGAAAUGAGCGCCGCUUGUGUGCUCUAUAUUGCAGUAAAACAUCAGGCUUUGAAGUCAUACACGGCUUAUUGAAUCGAGUUAUGCAGCUUCUUGGAGUAAAAUGGACCAAAGAUGGAACAGGAUAUUAUAUUGCAGCUUAUGACGAUCCUACUUAUUUGGAUGGACGAUGUGCGGAGAUUAUUGGACCAGCUGGGAUUUUCCUAGGUAGAGUUGGUGUUCUACAUCCAGAUGUGAUAACUGCUUAUGGACUUGCAUUACCCAUUUCCGUUAUAGAUAUCACUAUUGAACCAUUCCUGUGA
Messenger RNA from Acanthocheilonema viteae, 1977 nucleotides. Lineage: Eukaryota; Metazoa; Nematoda; Chromadorea; Rhabditida; Onchocercidae. The record is from the annotation of a GenBank genome assembly.